GCCUUGCAAUCCUUCCCUCGGUCCCGGACGAUGGCCAUUGUUGUUCACCGUCAUUCUGUUCCGGAUCGCUGCUCUUUCUCUCCAUGUUAGUGAGGUGAUCAAUCCUUCAAGACAGCUUCCGUGUCGCAUGGCUGGCCAAGAUCGGAUCGUCUCUGUCCCGUUGAGCACUUGAAGCUCACUUCCCCUCUCCAUCCGCUGCCUGUCCGCGAUUAUCUUCAUCCGCUCGAGGCCAUCUGUCCCUUCGCCCGACGUCUCUACCACCCCCUGCUCUUUCAAGACUCAACAUCAUGGCUGAAGGUACCUUCCUCGGUACCUGCGGUCAUUGCGCCGAGCUCCUGGCGAACGUUCCGCUCUCGGUCCUCCUCGUUACCCUGGUCGCAACUCUCGCUGGACUGUCCGUCUUGUUCUACAUCACUCUGUACACCGUUGCCCCGGUCCCGCGGAAGCCGUUCCCUGAAGAAAAGAAAUAUCGUACGCUCCUGAAGAAUGGAUCGAUCACGGAGCCCCUCGAUUUACCUUGCUGGCAAGAUGCCCUAGACGCUCAAAAACGCCCCGGUCGGGUUCUCGACCACACCUCGAUGGAGGAAGCCGACUUGUUCAUGUCAUUGGUAGUACCCGCAUACAAUGAGGAAGACCGCCUGGCGGGCAUGUUGGAAGAAGCAGUAGAUUACCUGGAAAAGGUCUAUGGCACGGUAACCAACUCUGCCAAUGGCGCUGAGACCGUUACGGCGGAAAAGGCAGUGCGUCAACGGAAACAGGCCAAUGGGCACAGCAAUGGCUCUGCGACUCAUCGUCCGGUACAUGACAACAAGGGGUGGGAAAUCAUUAUUGUCUCUGAUGGCUCCAAGGAUAAGACAGAAGAGAUAGCGUUCACAUUCGCUCGUGAUCAUCAACUCUCAAUGCACCCCAAGGGCUACGCCGGCCCUUGGACUCCGGGGACGCAUGAGGGUGUCCGCAUUCCCCCGGGCACUAUCCGGGUGGUGUGCCUGACAGAGAACAGGGGCAAAGGUGGAGCCGUCACCCACGGCAUGCGACAUGUCCGUGGCCAGUAUGUUGUAUUUGCAGAUGCCGAUGGAGCAAGCAAAUUCGAGGAUCUAGGAAAGCUUGUCGCGGCCUGCCAGGAAACCGAGGACGCGAAAGGACGCGCAGUGGCCGUUGGAUCGCGGGCGCACAUGGUGGGAAGUGAAGCUGUAGUCAAGCGCUCGAAGCUGCGCAACUUCCUCAUGCAUUCAUUUCAUCUGAUCUUGUGGCUGUUGACACCCUCCAAGACGGCCACUAUCAAGGAUACGCAAUGUGGAUUCAAAUUGUUUUCCCGGGCGUCGCUGCCGUACAUUAUUCCUUAUAUGCACUCCGAGGGAUGGAUCUUCGACGUGGAGAUGCUUAUGCUCGCCGAAUUUGCCGACAUCCCCGUGGCCGAGGUGCCCGUUGGAUGGAGAGAGGUCAAGGGCAGCAAGUUGAAUGUAAUCCGCGAUAGCAUCGGCAUGGCUUGGGGGCUGGCUGUCCUGCGAGCUGCAUGGUUACUUGGCGUUUAUCGGCGUACUUGAGAUAUACAUACUGCUCUUUUAUCAGGAGACCAAAGAGAGAAGCAAAUAGAGUAGUGAAGCAGAUAACAAACAGCAUCAUCAUCAUCAUCAUCAUUG
Aspergillus costaricaensis CBS 115574 is the source of this 1640-nucleotide messenger RNA. Its product is annotated as dolichyl-phosphate beta-glucosyltransferase. Gene Ontology annotation, cellular component: endoplasmic reticulum membrane. The record is from RefSeq and is a predicted model, not a curated record. NCBI's taxonomy places the organism in Eukaryota, Fungi, Ascomycota, Eurotiomycetes, Eurotiales, Aspergillaceae. Bases 288 to 1544 code for a protein of 418 amino acids. The transcript has 3 exons.